UUUAAUAUAUAUAAUUUUUUUCCUGUUUUACAGCUAAGGUUCAAAGCAAAUCACAAUCCUUAAGAGCAACACACUCAACACAAAGAUCAUAUAUACAUACAUAUCCAAUAACCUCAUGUAAUAAUAGAGCAAAGCCAAAGAAACAAAAGCAAACAUGUCUACUUCUCAUCAUCAUCAUCACCCUCCAUAUCUCAUUACAACAUUAUUCUUCUUGUUUCUUAACUUCUCUUGCCUUCAUGCAAAUGAACUCGAGCUUCUCUUAUCAUUCAAAUCCUCAAUUCAAGACCCUCUAAAACACCUCUCUUCUUGGUCUUAUUCUUCAACUAAUGAUGUGUGUCUUUGGACAGGCGUCGUUUGCAACAACUUCUCUCGUGUUGUCUCUCUCGAUCUCUCCGGCAAGAACAUCUCAGGCCAAAUCCUCACAUCCGCUACUUUCCGGCUACCUUUUCUACGAACUAUCAACCUCUCAAACAACAACUUGUCCGGUCCAAUCCCUCAAGAUAUCUUUACCACUUCGUCUCCUUCUCUUCGUUACCUCAACUUAAGCAACAACAACUUCUCUGGCUCGAUCUCUCGAGGCUUUCUUCCAAACCUCUACACGUUAGAUCUUUCCAACAACAUGUUCACCGGUGAAAUCUACAACGACAUCGGAUUUUUCUCUAACCUUAGAGUCCUCGAUCUCGGCGGAAACGUCUUGACCGGCCAUGUACCGGCCUAUCUUGGUAACCUCUCAAAAUUAGAGUUCUUAACAUUGGCUUCAAACCAGUUCACCGGAGGUGUACCAGCGGAGUUAGGGAAGAUGAAAAACUUGAAAUGGAUAUACUUGGGAUACAACAAUCUCUCCGGAGAAAUCCCUUACCAAAUCGGUGGCUUAUCUUCUCUCAACCACCUUGAUCUUGUCUACAACAAUCUCUCUGGACCAAUACCUCCUUCACUAGGAGACUUAAAGAAUCUUGAGUACAUGUUUCUCUACCAAAACAAGCUCUCCGGUCAGAUCCCACCGUCCAUCUUCUCCCUCCAAAACCUCAUAUCUCUCGACUUUAGCGAUAACUCGCUCUCGGGAGAGAUCCCUGAGCUCUUGGCUCAGAUGCAGACCUUGGAGAUUCUCCACCUCUUCUCCAAUAACUUAACCGGAACAAUUCCAGUAGGAGUAACUUCUUUGCCACGUCUUCAAGUUCUUCAGCUUUGGUCCAACAGAUUUUCUGGUGGAAUUCCCGCGAAUCUUGGGAAACAUAACAACCUCACUGUUCUUGAUCUUUCUACCAACAAUCUCACCGGAAAACUCCCUGACACUCUUUGUGACUCUGGCCAUCUCACUAAGCUCAUCCUCUUCUCUAACUCUCUAGACGGCCAAAUCCCACCGAGUUUGGGCGCGUGCUCGAGCUUAGAACGUGUGAGGCUUCAGAAAAAUGCCUUCUCAGGCGAUUUACCUCGAGGUUUCACCAAGUUGCAACUCGUUAACUUUUUGGACUUAUCAAACAACAACCUCCAAGGUAACAUCAACACAUGGGACAUGCCACAACUUGAGAUGUUAGACCUCAGCCGGAACAACUUCUCCGGUGAAUUACCUGAUCUUUCGAGAAGCAAAAGACUCAAGAAGCUCGAUUUAUCAAGGAACAGAAUCUCUGAAAUGGUUCCGCUACGGCUCAUGGCCUUUCCGGAACUUAUGGACAUGGAUUUAAGUGAGAACGAGAUCACUGGAGUGAUCCCAAGUGAGUUGUCUUCUUGCAAGAAUCUAGUGAAUCUUGAUUUGAGCCACAACAAUCUCACCGGGGAGAUCCCUUUGAGUUUCUCAGAAUUCCCAGUUCUCAGCGAUCUUGAUUUGUCGUGCAACCGAUUAUCUGGCGAGAUUCCGAAGAAUCUAGGAAAUAUUGAGUCUCUUGUUCAAGUCAACAUCUCUCAUAAUCUUCUUCACGGAAGCUUACCUCCAACCGGAGCUUUCCUUGCCAUAAACGCAACAGCAGUUGCGGGUAAUAUCGAUCUUUGCAGCUCAAAUUCCGCUAGCGGUUUACGUCCUUGCAAGGUUGUAAGAAAGAGAAGUACAAAGAGUUGGUGGUUUAUCAUCACUUCAACCGUUGUAGCUUUCUUGGCUGUCCUUGUCUCUGGUUUCUUUAUCGCUCUCGUCUUUCAAAAAACGCGUAACGUUUUGGAGGUCAAGAAAGUGGAACAAGAAGAUGGUACAAAGUGGGAAACUCAAUUCUUCGAUUCAAGAUUCAUGAAAUCUUUUACGGUGAACGCGAUUCUAUCGUCUCUUAAUGAACAAAACGUUCUUGUGGAUAAAACCGGCAUCAAGUUCGUUGUUAAGGAGGUCAAGAAGUAUGAUUCUCUUCCCGAGAUGAUAUCCGACAUGAGGAAACUUUCUGAGCACAAAAACAUUCUUAAGAUAGUUGCGACGUGCCGGUCGGAAAAAGAGGCCUACUUGAUACACGAGGACGUCGAAGGGAAACGGCUUAGCCAGAUUUUGAAUGGUUUGAGUUGGGAGAGACGGAGGAAGAUUAUGAAGGGAAUCGUAGAAGCUCUUCGGUUUUUACAUUGCCGGUGUUCUCCAGCGGUUGUUGCCGGUAAUUUAUCUCCGGAGAAUAUUGUCAUCGACGUCAAGGAUCAACCAAGGCUAUGUCUCGGUCUUCCGGGCUUACUUUGCAUGGACUCUGCUUACAUGGCCCCAGAAACGAGAGAGCGCAAGGAGAUGACAAGUAAAAGUGACAUCUAUGGUUUUGGAAUCCUCCUCCUUAAUCUCCUCACCGGUAAAAACUCCUCCGGUGAUGAGGACAUAGCAUCUGAAGUUAACGGAAGUUUGGUCAACUGGGCUAGAUAUUCAUAUUCGAAUUGCCAUAUCGACACGUGGAUCGACUCAUCCAUCGACAUGUCAGUGCAUAAGCGCGAGAUUGUCCAUGUUAUGAACUUAGCUUUGAACUGUACGGCCAUUGAUCCUCAAGAGAGGCCUUGCACCAAGAACGUGUUACAAGCAUUAGAGUCUACCUCAUCCUCAAGUUCUUCUUGCACUACUUAUUUUUCAAAGAUACCAUCGUUGGCCUGACAAUUUUGGCUUCGUUUGACCCGUUAUGUAAUUUUACUAGGGUUCCUUUGUUCUUGUUUUUUUUUUUUGUUUUUAAAUUUCAUUUUCUUGCUCUUUUUAUUAGGUUUAAUAACCCAAAUAGAUUGUCUAUCGAGAUGGUUUUGUUUAUAUUAUCUUGAUUGUUUACUAA
This is a messenger RNA of Arabidopsis lyrata subsp. lyrata, 3206 nucleotides long. Its product is annotated as probably inactive leucine-rich repeat receptor-like protein kinase At2g25790. Gene Ontology annotation, biological process: hormone-mediated signaling pathway; protein phosphorylation. The record is from RefSeq and is a predicted model, not a curated record. The transcript has 2 exons. The coding region runs from base 155 to 3037 and encodes 960 amino acids. Lineage: Eukaryota; Viridiplantae; Streptophyta; Magnoliopsida; Brassicales; Brassicaceae. Gene Ontology annotation, cellular component: plasma membrane. Gene Ontology annotation, molecular function: protein binding; protein kinase activity; ATP binding.